This is a messenger RNA of Penicillium salamii, 1494 nucleotides long. The record is from the annotation of a GenBank genome assembly. NCBI's taxonomy places the organism in Eukaryota, Fungi, Ascomycota, Eurotiomycetes, Eurotiales, Aspergillaceae.
AUGGAUAGUCACUCUCCUAAAAGGAACAAAGAAAGAAAGGAGAACAUCGAUCACCAAAACAUCGAAAAUGGAACCCUUGAGUCUUCCUUCGAGUUCUCCGCAACUGCAGAAAAAAGACUAGUCUGGAAGAUCGACUUGAUGGUACUUCCAAUCAUGCUGUUUGCGUAUAUGAUGGCCUUUCUAGACAAGCAAACCCUGAACUAUGCAGCUCUUAUGGGCAUCCGAGAAGAUCUCCAGCUCGUCGGUUCCGAAUAUAACUGGUCGUCGAGUAUAUUUUACUUCGGCUACUUGUUCUUUUCAUAUCCAGCAUCUUUGCUGAUGGUGAAGUUUCCACUCGGCAAAUAUCUCUCUACGGUUUUCAUUCUAUGGUCGCUGGUUCUAGCAUGUCAUGCCGCUACUACCAAUUUUGCUGGCUUGAUGGUUGUUCGGUUCUUCCUCGGGUGUACUGAAGCCAGUCUGUCCCCUGGUUUUAGUUUGAUCACCUCACUUUGGUAUCGGACAUCUGAGCAACCUCUUCGUCAUGGAAUCUGGUUUUGUGGAAACUCUUUAUCCUUGAUUUUUGGAAACUUGAUCGCUGUUGGGAUCCUUCAAAUUGAAGAUCGUCUCAAGGCGUGGCAGUGGCUUUUUAUUAUAUUUGGAGUUAUCACAUUCCUAUUGGGCAUUCUCAUGCUCUUCAGACUUCCUGAUUCACCAACUACGGCGGGUUUCCUAACCGAAGAAGAGAAACUUAUUGCAGUAGAGCGCCUGAAGGCAAACCAAACAGGGUUCAAAAACUCAAAUAUCGACAAAUCACAGAUCCUGGAGGCAUUUGCAGAUGUCAAAACUUGGUUGCUGGCAGUACUGAUACUGGCAGCUAACAUUCCGAAUGGUGGUUUUACAACUUUCAAUGGAUUGGUUUUGAAAGGAUUCGGGUUCUCAACCUUCCACACCCUUUUGCUAGGUAUACCUGGUGGUGUGAUUGUUUUCAUUUUUGUGCUGCUAUCAGGAGUAAUAUCCUCGAAAGUUGCGAAUACUCGCUGCUUAGUUAUGAUAGGUUGCAACGUGAUAAGUAUCAUCGGUAGUGCCCUUGUGUAUGCCACUGGCUCGGUUGGCUCCCGAUAUGCAGGUUUACUCUUGAUGGGAAUCUACUCUGCGGCUAUGCCUAUCUCAAUGGCGAUGAUCAGCUCCAAUAUCGGAGGCUUUACGAAGAGAGCUACGGUCAGCGCAAUAUAUUUCAUCAUGUACUGUGCGGGUAACAUCGUUGGUCCUCAGCUAUUCUUUGAAAAGGAAGCGCCCAAGUAUGAGAGUGGGUUCCUGGCCAUAAUCGUCUGUUUGGUUGUGUGUGUAUUAGACGGUUUUGGACUCUUGUUCUAUUUGCGUUGGACGAACGCAAAACGCGAGGAAAAUCGGGUAGUAGAUCCGAUGUCGCAGAGCCAAGAGAAACAAGAAGGUGUCACCCAAGCCCUUGUCGAUACCACUGAUCUCAAGAACAAAGAUUUCAGGUAUGUCUAUUAG